AUAUACUAUAUAUAAACGAACUUCAACUUCAUGAUUUUAUUUUACAUGACAAAAGGACGCGUUCCUUCUAGCCCGUACUUUAAAUAAUAGUAAAACCCAUCACGCACCGUAAAUAAUCAUAAAUUGACCCCACCGAUUAGAUUAAUAGCUGAUGAUUAAUCACAAAAAACAUCAGAAGCUCCUAAGAAUCUCCACGUGUCACCCCUGGACCCCACCUCCCAUCUCCGCUACCUUCUAUAGUUUUCUCCGCUUUCCAUCCCUCCCCCGGGAUUCCUGCUCCGAUCAACCACCCCCCUCCCCAACCCAAUCCCUCUCUCGACCUCUACCCUAUAUACACAUACACAAAUACUACUCUGAAUAAAGGGGUUGUUUAUUAAACUAAUUUAAAUUUGUACUCUCUUUUUCCUUUUUUGUUUUGUUGUACUUAUAUACUUUUUUUUCUUAAUAUAUUAUUGCUGUGACAAUAUGCAUACAAGUGUAUGUCUAUGUGUGUUUGCAGCAGAGCUAGGGUUUGAGUCUUGAGAUUUGAUUAGCUGAUAGGUGAAUAAAUGAGCUGAUUCUCAAGUAAUUAAUAACGCCCAAUAAUAUCAUCACAGUUGCUGGAUGAGUAAUAAUAAUUAGACAUCUGAAUAUUAUUCAGAUGUACCUAUACUGUAUUUAUAGCAGAAUACAUACAUAAAUACAUGUCAAUAUUAAGGCGUAGGAAGGGCACAGAAAACAAGAAAACCGAGCCAGAGUAUGAAGAAUUUAAUGAUGAAAAUAAGAAGAGUAAUGGAAGUUCGAGGAGGUUAAGGAGGAGGAGAUGGAGUUGUAUGGACGGUUGUUGUUGGUUUGUUGGUUGUAUAUGUUCCAUAUGGUGGUUCUUCUUGUUCCUUUACAACGCAAUGCCAGCAUCCUUCCCGCAGUAUGUGACGGAGGCGAUAACGGGGCCGUUGCCGGAUCCACCGGGUGUGAAAUUAGCUAAGGAAGGAUUAAGGGCUAAGCAUCCAGUGGUAUUUGUACCUGGGAUUGUGACUGGUGGACUUGAGUUGUGGGAAGGACAUCAAUGUGCUGAAGGUUUGUUCAGGAAGAGGCUCUGGGGUGGUACUUUUGGUGAAUUGUACAAAAGACCACUUUGCUGGGUGGAGCAUAUGUCACUUGAUAAUGAAACUGGAUUGGAUCCUUCUGGUAUAAGGAUUAGGCCUGUCUCUGGGCUUGUCGCAGCUGAUUACUUUGCUCCAGGUUAUUUUGUUUGGGCUGUUUUAAUUGCCAAUUUGGCUCGCAUUGGAUAUGAGGAGAAAAACAUGUAUAUGGCUGCCUAUGAUUGGAGGAUCUCAUUUCAGAACACUGAGGUGCGAGAUCAAACUCUAAGCAGGAUUAAAAGUAACAUUGAACUCAUGGUGGCUUCGAGUGGUGGGAAGAAGGUGGUUAUAAUUCCGCACUCAAUGGGUGUUCUAUACCUCUUGCAUUUCAUGAAAUGGGUAGAGGCGCCAGGUCCAAUGGGUGGAGGAGGUGGAUCAGAUUGGUGUGCUAAACAUUUAAAAGCUGUAAUGAACAUUGGAGGACCCUUUCUGGGUGUCCCAAAAGCAGUCUCAGGAUUAUUCUCAGCUGAAGCCAAGGAUAUUGCUGCUGCCAGGUCUAUGGCCCCAAGUUUUUUGGAAAGUGAAAUGUUUAACUUCCAAACGUUACAGCAUGUAAUGCGAAUGACUCGUACAUGGGAUUCAACCAUGUCAAUGAUACCUAAAGGCGGGGACACAAUCUGGGGCGGACUGGAUUGGUCCCCAGAAGAAGGCCACGAGUGUAAUGAAAAGAAGCCAAAGAACAAUACCACCCAGACAGCUGAGAGUGACAGGACAAGAAAGUCAGAUAAUGCUACUCGUGUGAAGUACGGAAGAAUAAUAUCGUUUGGGAAGCUUGUAGCUGAUUUGCACUCAUCAGAGAUUGAGAGGAUCGACUUCAGAGAUGCUCUUAAAGGUAAAAGUCAUGCCAACUCCACUUGCCGUGAUGUAUGGACUGAGUACCAUGAUAUGGGUAUUGGAGGUGUCACAGCUGUUGCAGAUUACAAAGUUUACACAGCUGGUUCUGUUUUGGAUCUUCUUCAUUUUGUUGCACCAAAGUUGAUGAAGCGUGGUAGUGCUCAUUUUUCAUAUGGAAUUGCUGAUGAUCUGGAUGACAAAAAAUAUGAACACUAUAAAUAUUGGUCAAAUCCCCUGGAAACUAAAUUGCCCAAUGCACCAGGGAUGGAGAUCUUCUCAAUGUAUGGAGUUGGAAUUCCAACUGAAAGAGCAUAUGUAUACAAACUAAGUACUGCUGGAGAUUGCUAUAUUCCUUUCCAGAUAGAUACUUCGGCUGAGGGUGGAAGCAAAAGUCCUUGCUUGAAAGGCGGUGUCUUUCAUAUUGAUGGGGAUGAGACUGUACCUAUUCUAAGUGCAGGUUACAUGUGUGUGAAAGGGUGGAGAGGAAAGACCCGAUUCAAUCCAUCAGGCAUCCGUACAUUUGUAAGAGAGUACAAUCAUGCCCCUCCAGCUAAUCUUCUAGAGGGCAGGGGAACACAAAGUGGUGCUCACGUUGAUAUAAUGGGAAAUUUUGCACUGAUUGAAGAUAUCAUUAGAGUAGCUGCUGGGGCCGCUGGAGAAGACUUGGGAGGAGAUAAAGUGUACUCUGGUAUUUUCAAGUGGUCUGAAAGGAUUAAACUGAAGCUUUAGAUUUCAUAUUGUGAGAUUUACGCCACGUCAUUCUUACAAUAAGACUGAUGUUAUAUGUUUCUUGUUCCUUUUUGUUAUUAUGAUUAGAAAACGUAAAAGAAAUAGACCUUUAGGCCGAUAAAGGGACCAAUUUUAUGACUUCACUAGUUAUGGAUUUACAUGAAAAAUUGUUCGCUCUCGACCUCAGAUACAUAUAUUAAGCACAUGAAGGUUCUGACUUUCGUGACUGAA
Messenger RNA from Capsicum annuum, 2915 nucleotides. Its product is annotated as phospholipid:diacylglycerol acyltransferase 1. The record is from RefSeq and is a predicted model, not a curated record. Gene Ontology annotation, cellular component: cytoplasm. The coding region runs from base 684 to 2684 and encodes 666 amino acids. Gene Ontology annotation, biological process: lipid metabolic process. Lineage: Eukaryota; Viridiplantae; Streptophyta; Magnoliopsida; Solanales; Solanaceae. The transcript is spliced from 6 exons.